ACUAUAGAGAGAAAUCCUUCUAGCUCUCUUAAGAGCAUCACUGACUAAUACAGAACAAGCAGAAGCGAGCGCAGGGACUUAUACAAAUCCUUGGAGAGAAAUUAUGCAGAGUGCAAUGUUUCUUGCCAUUCAGCACAACUGUGGACCAGUAGAGCGAUCAUCUCCUGGAGGCUGUCAGAAAAACGAGGAGAAGAGAGGGAAGAUGAAGAAAACAAUUUUAAAAGAUUGGAAGACACGUCUGAGCUACUUCCUUCAGAAUUCUCAGAACACAUCCAAUGGGUCCCCAACACACCAGAACAAAAGAGGCAAAAAGAAUGCCUAUUGCAGGCCCACUCCAGAAGAAGCCAAGAGUUGGUCAGAGACCUUUGAUGAUCUUCUUGCCAGCAAAUAUGGAAUAACAGCAUUCAGAGCCUUUUUAAAAUCCGAGUUCAGUGAAGAGAAUAUUGAGUUCUGGCUAGCCUGUGAAGAUUUUAAAAAGACCAAAUCCCCACACAAGCUCACAGCAAAGUCCAAGAAGAUUUAUGAUGAAUUCAUUGAAAAGGAAGCUCCCAAAGAGAUUAACAUAGACUUUCAAACUCGGGAAAACAUUAUCCAAACUAUACAGGAACCUUCACACUCCUGCUUCUGUGCUGCCCAGAAACGAGUGUACAGUUUAAUGGAGAACAAUUCCUACCCACGUUUCCUUCAGUCGGAAUUCUACCAGGAAUUGUGCCAGCCACUGUCACAGAUGCCCAAAGAGCCCCAGGCAACAUGAAAACACAGUUGAAGAAGAGCAUAGAAUAUUCACUGGACUUUCACCAAAGUCCUUAGAGGUUUCACGUCUUUGGCCUUAAAGACUCCAUGAGUCGGCAGCAUCGAAAAUGAGAUAUGGCUGUUGACUCAAAGAAAAGGUCACACAGAAAAUAAGGUGGCUGGUGAAUAUGGAGAAGCAGAAGGACUGUUUCAGGCAUGGACAAUGUUAUGGUGAUGGGCACUACAGUGGGAGUUCAAGUACUGUCAUUAGCCCAAGGAGAUUAAAGGACCAUCCAAGCUAUCCAAGUUGUUUGUGGACAUUAUAAAAGACUAGUCAUCUGUUAAAAUAAGUCAUGGAUCAGACGUGGGAGAUUACCAAGAUUUUGAGAUAGUUUCAAUUUUUAAAAGUGACUCUAAAGCAGUUUUUAUUUUAACAUUCGCUGUGCAAGUAAUUCUGCUGUACAUAAUGUGAUAUUGACAGCCCUGGCUACUACCUAUGAAACCUUCCAUUUACCAUGUGGGACGUUUCAAUUGGUUAAAGUGGUGCCAGUGAGCUAACAACCCUGUGUAUUAAGCAGUACCUAUAAGGCUGCAGGUUUCCAGUACAUUACAGAAAUCCAGUUGUGAGAAAAUUGAUAACUUUUCCAUGUAUCACAAUUAAUUAAUUCCCAGAGAUCCACCUCAAAAUCUGUCAUACUGUCAACUUUUUGGCAGUCAUCAACUGUACAGUGUGUUUACUGUUAAAAACAAACAGCACCUGGUGUGUAUUUAUUAUGUAUAAAAUGCAGCGUAUGUAUUUGUUAAAGCCGUGUAUGAGUAUGUAUGAGAGAUUUGUAUAACAGAGCAGCCAGGCUAUAAAUAAUGUCAGACUCUGCCUUGAAGGCAGUUAAACUUCAGUGAAGUUGUUGUUAUAUAUUGAUUUUAAUUAUGAAUAAAUUAUUUUUCAUAGUA
Molecule: messenger RNA, 1683 nt
Organism: Xenopus laevis (African clawed frog)
Lineage: Eukaryota; Metazoa; Chordata; Amphibia; Anura; Pipidae
Gene: rgs2.S
Product: regulator of G-protein signaling 2 S homeolog
Exons: 5
Coding region: 104-754 (216 amino acids)
Cellular component (GO): plasma membrane; cytoplasm; nucleolus
Source: RefSeq, a predicted model, not a curated record